Molecule: messenger RNA, 1436 nt
Organism: Artibeus jamaicensis (Jamaican fruit-eating bat)
Lineage: Eukaryota; Metazoa; Chordata; Mammalia; Chiroptera; Phyllostomidae
Product: NKG2-A/NKG2-B type II integral membrane protein-like
Exons: 6
Coding region: 34-753 (239 amino acids)
Biological process (GO): positive regulation of natural killer cell mediated cytotoxicity; stimulatory C-type lectin receptor signaling pathway
Source: RefSeq, a predicted model, not a curated record
GAGCACAGUCUCGGCCACCACUCAGCUGCAGAGAUGAGUGACCAAAGAGUAACCUACACAGAACUGAAUCUGGCUAAGGAUGCAAAGAGACAGCACAUGAAACCUAAGGGCACUAGAGGCUCCAUUCCAGGAGCUGAGCGGGAACUAAUCUAUCAAGAAUUAAAUUUUCAAAAUGCUUCUCAGGAUCUUGGAGGGAGUGACAAGAGUGGCCACUGCAAAGCAUCCCCAUCACCUCCAGAGAAGCUCAUUGCUGGGAUCCUAGGGGUCAUCUGCCUUGUCCUGAUGUGCACUGUGAUACCAAUAGCUGUUAAUCAAUCUAUUGCAACACUGAAGAUGAACUAUUCCUCCCCAAUAACAAAGAUCCAGAAAGCAUAUUCUUGUGGUCACUGUCCACCAGAGUGGUUUACAUAUUCCAACAACUGCUAUUACAUCGGCACUGAACAAAAGACAUGGAAUGAGAGUCUCAUGGCCUGUGCUUCUAAGAGCUCCAACCUGCUAUAUCCAACCUCCUAUAUAGAGAAUGAAGAAGAAAUGAAAUUCCUGAGGUUCAUAUCACCUGCAUCAUGGAGUGGAGUUUUUCGUAGAAGCAGUGAUCACCCAUGGAUGUUGAUAAAUGGUUCAACUCCCACACUGAAGAUCAUAGAAUCAUUAUCUGGUAACGGAAACUGUGUGAUGCUGCAAGGAAAAGGCCUCACAUCAAGCAGUUGCGAAUCUUCAAAAAUAUAUAUUUGCAAGCAUAGGUUUUAUGGUUAAAACCUGGAUUCUGCCAGUAACUAUUUUUCAUGAAAUGGAAAUAAUGUUAUGAUUGCAUAAGUCUUCAAAUGAAUUUUGUUCUAAUAAUGAAAAAAUUCAUAAGCAUUACUGGAAAAUAAUAUACACAUCCAAAAGUACAGAUAUACAUUCUCUCAGUGUCUUCCAUUUUUUGUUCAACAUUAUGUUUGUGACAUUCAACUUUUCUAAAAGAUCAUAUGUGUGAGUCCAUUUAAAUGAACUGUCAAGAGCAGGCAAGCCCACAGAAGUCUAAGCAUAUGUGGGAAUAGGAAAUGACUAAUGAUUGGUUCGGAAACUGCUUCUGUUGGGGCUGCAAACUUUCUGAAUUCUGGUAGCGGUGAUAGCUGCGAGGCUCUGUGAAUACACUUAAAAUAACUGAUAUGCACACUCAAGAUGCAUGAAUUCUAUACUUGGUAACUACACCUCAGUAAGGUGUUAAGAACACUUGGGGUUAUGCUUGGGAUUGCAUGUAGACUUUAAAAAAAUUACUGCAUGUAACUUAUAAAGAUUAGGCAAUUUAAAAUAUUGAAACUUUCAGUCAAAUCAUGCUUUAUUCUUUUAUGUACUUGGUUUUCUUUCAUUUCUUACUGAUAUAUUUUUAAUUUUUCUGUAUUGAAGUCUUAAAGAAAUAUCAAUAUUGGUAUUUGAUAGUCAUGAUUUUGUAA